This is a messenger RNA of Toxorhynchites rutilus septentrionalis, 849 nucleotides long. RefSeq lists its product as uncharacterized. Gene Ontology annotation, cellular component: nucleus. The coding region runs from base 1 to 849 and encodes 282 amino acids. The record is from RefSeq and is a predicted model, not a curated record. The transcript has 3 exons. Gene Ontology annotation, molecular function: DNA binding. NCBI's taxonomy places the organism in Eukaryota, Metazoa, Arthropoda, Insecta, Diptera, Culicidae.
AUGUCACCCCGACGAAAGGAAGUUUCACGUGAAAAAUACUCCGAGGAAACGAUUUCACGAUGCAUUCAGGCUAUCAACUCCGGAAUGAAAAUUUACACUAGCUGUAAAAAAUUCGGGAUUCCAUUGUCCACUAUCUACUAUCGGAUUGGAGGACGUUGGAAGAACAAAUUCAAACCAGGGCCAAAAUGUGUACUAUCAAGAGAAGAGGAGCAAAGAAUUGUUGACUGGUUGAAAAGAAUGCAGGAUCGAGGUUUUCCAGUUACCCGACAUGCUCUGCUCUUCAAAGUAAGUGAAUAUUUGUCAUCAAACCCACGGAUCACACCGUUCCGUAAUAAUCGACCAGGACGAAAGUGGUUAACUGGUUUUAUGCGACGCAAUCCCGGAUUUUCGUUCCGUACUCCAGAAGCAGUAUCCGCGGCAAGUAGCCGUGUGAGCGAACAAGAUCUUCGCAGAUGGUACAAGAUGGUAGACCAGUAUGCGACUGCAAACCUGAUACGUGAGGUCAUUGCCCUCACUGGAUCCCGCAACGUUUACGAAGUAGAGCAAGCUCCCGGGAAACAAAACAUCACCGUAAUGUUCGCCUUUGGAGCGUCUGGAGUUGUAGUACCAUCACACGUGAUACUCCCUGGGCAACGCAUCCGAAAGGAAGUUGCUCAAGGUUUUCCUGCGAACUGGGGUCUUGGUCAGAGUGACCGAGGUUGGAUGGAUACUCACAAUUUUCGUGAGUAUAUUGUGAAAAUCUUCCAUCCAUCCAAAACACUAGAAGUCGCCGAUGUAUGCCAGUCACUAGGAAUUGUGCUGAUUUCGUUAUAUCCAACACCACUCACAUCACACAACCUGCGGAUGUAG